Molecule: messenger RNA, 4482 nt
Organism: Myotis daubentonii (Daubenton's bat)
Lineage: Eukaryota; Metazoa; Chordata; Mammalia; Chiroptera; Vespertilionidae
Gene: EOGT
Product: EGF domain specific O-linked N-acetylglucosamine transferase
Cellular component (GO): endoplasmic reticulum lumen
Molecular function (GO): protein O-acetylglucosaminyltransferase activity
Source: RefSeq, a predicted model, not a curated record
GGGCUGGCGGAGCGGGGCUCCCUGGCGCCCCCUGGCCCGGGCGGCGGGUUUCCGCUGAGCCGCAGUGGCGAGCGCUGACUCCCUCCUCCUGAGCAGCGGCUUCUCCUCCGGCUGAGCCCCGACUCCCCGGCUCAGGUUUGGAGGCUGCGAUGAUAAUGCUGCUUGUCUUUGGAGUGUUGCUUCAUGACCUCCCACUGAGUCGCCCCCAGGAGGCUUCGCCCCAGGUGGGGGCCGAGGGCGCCCAGGGCGGGCCUGGGUUUGACUACGCCAGCAUCCGCCUGCCCGAGGAGCACCUCCCCUUCUUUUUGCACAACAAUGGGCAUGUUGCCAGCGUCUGUAAGAAAGACCCACACUGCCCUUAUAAGAAACACUUAGAAAACCUGAAGUACUGCUGGGGCUAUGAGGAAUCCUGCAGACCCGAGUUCCGGUUCAGCUACCCGGUCUGCACCUACGUGGACAUGGGAUGGACGGAUACCUUGGAAUCAGCCCGGGACACGUUCUGGGAGCAAGCGGACUUCGGCUACGCGGGCGCACGGAGGCGGGAGCUGCGGGAGCUCUGCCGGCCCCAGCAGACGAGUGACUCGAGUCUGGUAUGUUCCCGCUACCUUCAGUAUUGCAGAGCAACCAAUCUCUACCUUGACUUAAGAAACAUCAAGAGAAACCAUGACAGGUUUCAGGAGGAUGUUUUCCAGACUGGUGAAAUUGGAGGACACUGUAAGCUUGAUGUGCAUACAUUGAUGUCUGAAGGUCAGCGCAAAAGCCCCUUGCAGUCUUGGUUCGCUGAGCUCCAGAGCUACACUCAGCUCAACUUCAGACCAAUAGAAGAUGCUAAGUGUGACAUUGUGGUUGAGAAACCAGCCUACUUCAUGAAAUUGGAUGCAGGUGUUAACAUGUAUCACCACUUCUGCGACUUCCUGAACCUGUACCUCACUCAGCACGUGAACAACUCCUUCAGCACCGACGUGUACGUCGUGAUGUGGGACACGAGCACCUAUGGCUACGGGGACCUCUUCUCUGACACGUGGAAGGCAUUUACGGAUUAUGACGUGAUUCACCUGAAAACCUAUGACUCCAAAAGGGUGUGUUUUAAAGAAGCGAUCUUUUCCCUGCUCCCCCGGAUGAGAUAUGGGCUCUUCUAUAACACCCCUCUGAUUUCUGGCUGCCACAGCACCGGGCUGUUCCGGGCGUUUUCCCAGCAUGUGCUACACAGACUGAACGUCACACAGGAGGGACCCAAGGAUGGAAAAAUCAGAGUCACCAUUCUUGCGCGGAGCACAGAGUACCGGAAAAUACUCAACCAAAAUGAGCUCGUGAACGCACUGAAAACAGUCUCCACAUUUGAAGUCCAGAUUGUCGAUUACAAAUAUAAGGAACUUGGGUUUUUAGAUCAGCUAAGGAUCACCCAUAACACGGAUAUAUUUAUUGGAAUGCAUGGAGCUGGUCUUACCCAUUUGCUUUUCCUUCCGGACUGGGCUGCUGUAUUUGAACUGUACAACUGUGGAGACCAGCGCUGCUACCUGGACCUGGCCCGGCUCCGCGGCGUCCACUACGUCACCUGGCGCAGGCAGAACAAAGUCUUUCCUCAGGACAAGGGCCACCACCCCACUCUGGGGGAACAUCCGAAGUUUACCAACUACUCCUUCGACGUCGAAGAGUUUAUGGACCUUGUCCUGCAGGCUGCAGAGCACGUAUCGCGACACCCGAAGUGGCCAUGGAGGAGCAGACGAGACGAGCUGUGACUGCGGCUGUCUGCAGGGGGCGCCCUCCAGCCCCUCCAGCCUCUCAGACCAGCCUCAGGGCUCUGCCUGUGGGCUUUCCGCUGUUUCCUGUGACACUUGUGUCACUGCUCUUUGUCAAGAUCCUCUUUUUGUACUGAAAUGACUUUUUGAGUUCAAAAACUGGCCAUGGCUCGCUGAGGGAUUGAGCUGUCUUCUUCGGGGAUCCAAGCACUCAACUUCUCAGCGUCAGAAUCUCUAACUGGUUCUGUGGGCCACCUCAGGGUGGUUCAUUCUAGAGGCUCCACUUGGUUAUGAUGUCGGAGUAAAUUCACCAUGGCCUUUAUUUGUCAUAAUUUAUUCAUAGCACUGCUUGUGGUAGGAAAGGGAAGCAUGCAGCACCCACACACAUCCACCCCUCACACCCACACAUACACCCACAUACUUACACACACACUUACACACAUGCACCCUCACACCCACACAUACACCCACACACCUACUCACAGACACACUUACACACAUCCACCCUCACACCCACACAUACACCCACACACCUACACACACACACAUACACCCACACACCUACUCACACCCACACUUACACCUACACUCACACCCACCACUCACACAUAGUUGCAUUCAUACACACACCCACACCCCAUGCACUCACACACAUCCCCACUCACAACCACAUACACACACAUGCACACCCACACACACCUACUCACACACACCUACACACACCCAUACACCCACUCUCACACACACCUACACACACUCACACACCCACACUUACACCCCCACAUGCACACACACCCCCCACACUCCACUCACACACAUUCACACUCACACUCCUUACAGCCCUCCCCACACAGGCACGAGUCUCAGUGCUGGGCCAUAGGAUGCACCUGCAGAUGAAUGUGCUGUAAGCAGAUCAGCUUCACUCUGUCCGAGCCCAGCGCCCGCACGGGUUCCCUGCUGUCUCUUCACUCUGUCCGAGCCCAGCGCCCGCACGGGUUCCCUGCUGUCUCUUCACUCUGUCCGAGCCCAGCGCCCGCAUGGGUUCCCUGCUGUCUCUUCACUCUGUCCGAGCCCAGCGCCCGCACUGGUUCCCUGCUGUCUCUUCACUCUGUCCGAGCCCAGCGCCCGCACUGGUUCCCUGCUGUCUCUUCACUCUGUCCGAGCCCAGCGCCCGCACGGGUUCCCUGCUGUCUCUUCACUCUGUCCGAGCCCAGCGCCCGCACUGGUUCCCUGCUGUCUCUUCACUCUGUCCGAGCCCAGCGCCCGCACGGGUUCCCUGCUGUCUCUUCACUCUGUCCGAGCCCAGCGCCCGCACUGGUUCCCUGCUGUCUCUCUUCGGUCGCCUGCAGGUCAUAGGCGCCAAGGGCCUGGAUGAAUCCUGCGGCUGUGCUAAUUUCUAGUCACAUAUUUCAUGCAAAUCAGGCUUCCCACGACGCACUGCCUGUGAUGAACGCACAUCAGCAGGUUCUCUAGGACUGCCUGGGACCUCCAGCGGGCUCGCACGGCUCCUUGCUGGGGAGCACGUCUGUCCAGCCCUGGUCUGUCCAGCCCUGGCCUCUGGCGUGGGCAUUGCAGCCGCAGGCCUGUGUGCGUGCCCCACCCUCUCCCGGGAGAAACCGUGUCCAGUAUUAGUGCAAACUUCCGAUGAGCCCCAUGGAGAGUCUUUCCUAUAAAAAGACACGUGUGCAUCGUCCAUUUCAAAUGCCAAGAAGCCUUGGGAAGUGCUGUCGAAGGAAGAGCAUGUCUGAAGUGCAGCCCAUCGGAAUGGGACUCAUUUCUGACUGUUUAUCGCUUGCUUUUGCAGUAAACAAUCAUGGGCUUCUCUUACUGCAAAAUGUGGUGUUUACAUUUUAUUAGCAACUGACUUGCCUAAUUUAGAGGCUGGUGACUUCUGUUUUUUAAAGUCGACUUUUAAAAAUUAGCAGAUUCCAGCAGAGCUAAGAACUCUUUUACAUUUUAGAGUUAUUGAAGAAAAGGAAAACGCGCCACAGGGCGUGACCGAGCGACCCAAACCAGCUAAGAGCGAGCCUGCUGCCCCCGCUUUAAAGGCUUAGGAACAGUCUCCUAGAGGUUAGGAAUAUUUAUUAAAACAUCUGCAAACGGUGCGCGGCUGUAGCAGUAGCUUUGAUUUGGCUCUUGAGAUUGUGUGAAAAGAAUGACAACAUGAGUUUUCAGUGAGGGAAUUGCUGCUGUGGUUUCUGCAGGGUCCCAAGUUGGCAGGGUCGCACUUUUAGUCAGAGACAUAAACAUCGGGAAAGUUAUCUUCUUACCUCAUUUUAAGAAGCGUGUGGAAAUGUGAUGCUAUUUAUUUGCUAGUAAUAGACGUGAGAAUUUCAGAAAUUGAGAACAAUUUUAUAAUAAAACUAUAAUAUUUGAAUAUUCUAUAUUUAAAGAGUAUGUUUUAUAUAAACAAAGUACAUUUGACACUAUGGAAUAACUUUUAUCAGACUUUUACGGUAGCAAAAGAAGCUUUCAAAUGUUAUAAAAUUUACAAUGUCAAGACUGCUCUUUUUACUAAGUCUUUAAAAGAGAUGCAUUUCAUAGUUUAUACAUUUGGGGAUUUGGGGUAUGGCUUUGGAAUAAAUUUUCAUAUAUUUUAUUUCAGUAGCAGACCAUUUUCAAGGUCUUCUGUGUCUGAAUGUUACAUGCUUGCUUUUUGGCAAUCCACCAGGUCUAGAUUAUAAAAAUUAAGUAGCUUGCUGAUGGAGAAUUCAGUUUAAAUAAAAAUUAUACCUCACAUUUA